Aspergillus niger is the source of this 393-nucleotide messenger RNA. RefSeq lists its product as uncharacterized. The transcript is spliced from 3 exons. The coding region runs from base 1 to 393 and encodes 130 amino acids. Lineage: Eukaryota; Fungi; Ascomycota; Eurotiomycetes; Eurotiales; Aspergillaceae. The record is from RefSeq and is a predicted model, not a curated record.
AUGUUGUUUCCCAUUCCCAAAACGACCGCCACUCCUAUGGAGGGAGAGGUGAAGAUCCCUUUGCUGUUUUUCGUUCAACGCAUUCAACGCCAUGCGUCAAGACUGAUCUACGAGGUCCCUUCCGAUGAAGAGGCCAUGACCCUAGUGGAUGACAAUUACAGUUCAGAUGCGUUGUUUGAAUGGAACUCUGAACGACUGGACCUGGACGGGUUCAAAAAGUUCGUGCAAGAGUGGCGCACUCGCUAUACCUUCCUGGACUUCGAGUUCCAUGAGGCGGUCGCCACGCCCGAUGUCAACGACGAAGAGGGUCGUGGGGGCACGAUUGGGUUCGCGGUGAAGGGGCGCGUGGUGUCCAAGGAUGAUGGGAAGAUGUACGGAGGAAAGGUCCAGUAA